Molecule: messenger RNA, 2500 nt
Organism: Klebsormidium nitens
Lineage: Eukaryota; Viridiplantae; Streptophyta; Klebsormidiophyceae; Klebsormidiales; Klebsormidiaceae
Source: the annotation of a GenBank genome assembly
AUACAAAGUAAGAUUUUAUCUCAAAAGAAAAUCUGGAGAAUAGCAAGGGAGUUCGUGAGAGCCUUCAAACUUCGAAGCAUUUUCAAUGACAACAUGGUGCACAUGUGUGGACUCGUUUGCGCAGCUUCAGAGAAGAGAAGAUGGAGGCCUUCAGCGAUAGGGUGGCGCGGGCCUUUGGUGCCCUUGGAGGGGCCAUGCCGUUGUCUGGGACUCAAACUUCAGGAACACCUCCCCAGACAGCUGCUGUCAUUGACGGUGACCGUACUUUUGUAUCCAGCACAGAAGCGAUCAGGCCCGUCACGGGAGACAACGCUGGCGUUUCUGAACCUGUUUCUGAUUGGCAGCUAGCUUCGUCCCGGGGGUUUGGUCUUGUUUCAAAAAGGAGGGAUGUGGUUCUACCUGGCCCUGAAAAGACUGCUGAUGGUGCACCGCUGUGGUCUGUCGCCCAGAAAGUUGAGCGCAAGAAACGGAUGUGGGAGGAGAUUGAGAGCAGCGAUGAUGAUGAGUUUGAUAAGAAGAGGAAGGGGGAGGUUUCAAAAGGACGAGAGGGGGAAGGGGAUGAAGAGGGGGACGGGGAUGCAGAGGGAGAGAUGGUGAGCUACGUUCCGCUGACAGAAGAGCCGGAGAACGCUGAGGAGGAAGGAGAGUGGGUGCGGCAGAUGAUUGGACAAGACGAUGCGCUUGACAAUGAGGAAGAAGAGGACGGCUACGACCGCAUGGCGGCCCCCACCGGGACAGAUCCUCUGGGUCGCAUGCACACGUCAGCAAUCGGCGAUGCGGACGAGCCGUUUGCAAAGCACGUCAGCUUCUCGCGCGGGCGCCGGGACCUGCGGGCCAACCGUGACGCCGCAGCGAAACGGCUGCAAGAGGACGACGAGGAACUAGAGCGGGCGAAGAUUGUGGAGCGCGGCGGAGCAGAGGAAACUUCAGGGCAGGCCCCCAGCAAGCCAGGCUCAACGAAAGCCCUAAAGCGAGCUGUGGAACUAGUUGGUCGGGAAAAUGAGGAGGCUGAGGAAAUGGAUGAAGGAAAGGGUGGGGUUUCGGAGCAGAGUGCGGAAGGUUCCAGGGAAGCUGGUACCAGGGAUGUGGAGUUUGACGAAGCAGCUUUUGAUGAUGCCGAAGCAAGCAAAGAGCGAGUUGGAGGUGAGGCUGGGAGCAAAGGAUGGGAGGAGAGUGGAUCGGAGGACGCUGUUGAGGAUUCUCCGGUGGAAGGAGUGUUGCCUUUUAGCUCCGCUUCUGAGGCAGGGCCGUCGAGAACCAACGGCUUGGAUGAGAAAGAACAGGGCGCUGCAGAUCUUGUAGAUGGGGCGGAGCCAAUUCCGGACGAACAACCGCUGAAUUUUCCAAACUACCGAAGCGGGUUCAUGUCAAACAACGUCAAACCCGCCCCCGCGGCUGGGGCGCUGAAACGGCCACCUGAGAAGCCGGGCAUCGAGGCAGACGAACCCCGGUCUAAGAAGCGGGUCCGUUUCACCGAGGAGGUUACCGACCGGGAUGAGCAGAGAGCCCGGGACAAGGAGACGGAAGAGGACUUGGGGAAACUCUUUAGGGGUGGCCCUGGGCGCGGGGCAGCGGGGGGAAGCUUACAGGGUUCAAGAGGCAGGGGGGUGGCAAACGGGGAGCGCUACGUGCCACCACACCGGCGGCCCGGGUAUGCUGCGCAGGCGAGCCGGGUUCCGGAUCAUGUACGGCAUCCAGAACGGUAUACGGUGUACACGCUGGACUGGUCGGACGAAGAGGACGAGCGGAAUAUGGACGGGACAGCGUCCGAAGCGAAGCAGAACGAAGGGGCUUUUCUAGCGGCAGUGGGGCGGCUCAAGGGGGAGAUUGGGAACAUCCGCUUUGAGGAAGCGGCGGAGAUGCCGCAAGCGGGGGGUGAGACUAACGGGGAUGUUUCUGUAGAAGCGGAGGGAGCUGAUGUGAGCGCGAUGGAGGGGGAGAGGUCGAACCUGCCUGUAAAGUUUGUAAAGCGGCGGAAAUGUGUCGCUGAGAAGGAUGUAGAUAGUGCAAAGGGCAAUGAAAGAGGGGUUAAGGAUGAAGAGAACGGUGCAGGUGCGCCGAAGCCUCAGAUACCGAUCGCCGCUAGCAUAGAGGAGCUGACGCAGUCGCUGUAUAAUGACGAGGAAGAUAAUGAGAUGAGCGAGUCAGUGGGGGCUGAAGGCAAUGGUGAGCUUCGGGGCUUCAGGAAGAAAAGCAAUGGUGAAAGGCCGAACAAGAGAUAUCGCGUGCGUGCCGCUGAUGAAGACGGAUAGCUCAGGAAGUAGCUUGCUCUUUCAUCGAUCCGGUUGCACACUAUGAAAACAUUGAGUGUGUCUGCACAAUUGCACGCUGACAUGGGCACCAUGACAUCGAUAGAAUGGUAGGAGGCAGGACCUUUUGUCCGAGUGGGAACAGUCUAGAUGUGCAACCUGCGCAAACGCGCUAGCCUAUACUAACUUCGAACACAUCAGGACGGUAAUAUGCGGCCAUUCAGAGGCGACUAACGAUCAUUCGACCGGUG